Molecule: messenger RNA, 351 nt
Organism: Racocetra persica
Lineage: Eukaryota; Fungi; Glomeromycota; Glomeromycetes; Diversisporales; Gigasporaceae
Source: the annotation of a GenBank genome assembly
AUGGGGUAUGAAAUAGGAAAACCGUUGGGAAAGGAUUCUAGUGGAAUCACUGAGCCAAUAAACAUCGAAAUGAAAUCUGAUAAAUUGGGUCUAGGAAGGUCUUCUGAGCUUAAGCAAAAAGCUGAAACGGAACUUGCUAGGAAAGCUAAACGAGCAAAAAUUAGCGAGGAAUCAUUUAUCGAACGUGUGCGCAAAGAACAAGUAGAAAAAAAGGUUAUCACACAGUUGAAUAAAGCGCAAAAUGCAUGUGAAACUUUAGAUACGAGAAAGGGCAUAAUGGACAAUAUUUUCUGGCUAAGCAAAGAAAAUGAUGAAAGUGAUGAAGAACCCUCGGAAUUUGAAAAAUUAUCG